Centruroides sculpturatus (bark scorpion) is the source of this 1120-nucleotide messenger RNA. RefSeq lists its product as uncharacterized. NCBI's taxonomy places the organism in Eukaryota, Metazoa, Arthropoda, Arachnida, Scorpiones, Buthidae. Bases 74 to 724 code for a protein of 216 amino acids. The record is from RefSeq and is a predicted model, not a curated record. The transcript has 3 exons.
UGACGUCACCCGCCUGGCAGGAUUCUACCGCGACCCUUUUCGAUAGCGUGACAGUUUUAAAAGGUUAUCAAAAAUGUCGAAAUCUUUCUGGUUCUUCCUCUUCGUCUUUGGUAUGGUGGUGUGUUCCGCAUUGCCAAGUCCGGAUGGAAAAUCGGAAACGGAAAAAAACACGGAAACUGUUAAAAGUAGCUCGAGAGAAGCGAGAUUCGACGAGAGAAAAUUUAAACAAGAGAUCGAUAAGAACGAAAUUUCUCAGUUUAUGUCUUCUAAGAACGUCAUCAAGACUUUAGUCAAAUUGAUAUUUGGAAGUGAUGAAGAGAGCGCUGCCACUUCUAGAAAAAUCCUGCAUUUGUUGGUGAACGUGUUGGACAUGUUGAAAACUACACUGGGCCAGAGAUCGCGCUCAUCUCAAGCUAGAAGCGUAAGAGAUACUUUAGACGAAGCAGCUUUGGCUGGUGCAUCUAUGCUGAAAGGAUACGUCAAGUCUAUCUUGACUAGAGAUGCAAGAUGCGCCCAGAAGUAUAUCUGUGAAGCUAGUAAGGAUGCGGUGAAGGAAGGAGACAAAAUUGGUUACAUCGUUGCCCAAUUUGGAGGGUAUGCAGUCAGUUACAUGUUAGAAAACCAAAAAUUAAUACCAUUCCAGAUGAAUUAUAAUGCUUCCAGGAAGGGAAGAAGUGGAGAAGAUUGCCUAAGCAUUUUCCAGUCUUGCAAUGAAACCGAAUGAUUGAAAUUAUGACAUUUUUUGUGAGUUUUAAUGUCUUUUCUUAAAAAAAAAUAUAAUCGACGAAGACGCUGUGCGUUUGAGUUUGAAGAAAUUUUAGUACUCGAUGUACGCAUACACGAUUUGUAUACCAAUAGAUAUUAGUAGUUAUUCGAAAUAUUUCAAGUACUUUGAAUCUUCUCUACGGAUCACGAUACUUUGCUCACAAACAUUUUUGCAUUCCAUUGGAUUUUGUAAAUGGUCAGUUUUGUAAUUCCUUGGUUCUUGACAAUGCCAGCAGAUUGUUAUUUAUUAAAUACACAGACUUUUUUACCAUGUGGAAGGUUUUGUUUUGUAUUAUAAUAAAACAUUUUUUUAAUAAUUUAAUCACAUUUCACAUCAAUUUUGUACAUUUUUUUA